Anarrhichthys ocellatus (wolf-eel) is the source of this 8530-nucleotide messenger RNA. RefSeq names its product myosin, heavy chain 10, non-muscle (gene myh10). Gene Ontology annotation, biological process: actomyosin structure organization; mitotic cytokinesis; regulation of cell shape. Bases 180 to 6233 code for a protein of 2017 amino acids. Gene Ontology annotation, molecular function: ATP binding; microfilament motor activity; actin filament binding. The transcript has 46 exons. NCBI's taxonomy places the organism in Eukaryota, Metazoa, Chordata, Actinopteri, Perciformes, Anarhichadidae. Gene Ontology annotation, cellular component: myosin II complex; myosin filament; cytoplasm. The record is from RefSeq and is a predicted model, not a curated record.
CGAGAGUUCGGUUGAGAGGGUGCUGGAUGGUGGGGGAGUACCACUGAUGAGAGAGCGGACGAAAGGACUAUUUUAGCACGCAUUGGAGGACGAAUACAUCCAUCUACUGGAUACUGCACCUGGACAGGGUUCCUUCAUCUCAGGUGGCGUAGUGUGUUCUGCUUCUGGUUCCAGCAGAAAUGUCCCAGCGGAGCGGGCAGGAGGACCCGGAGCGGUACCUCUUUGUGGACCGCGCCGUGGUCUACAACCCGGCGGCGCAGGCCGACUGGACGGCCAAGAGGCUAGUGUGGAUCCCAUCAGAACGCAAUGGCUUCGAGGCUGCCAGCGUUCGCGAGGAGCGCGGAGAUGAGGUGGUGGUGGAGCUGGCAGAGAACGGGAAGAAGGCGGUGGUCAACAAGGAUGACAUCCAGAAGAUGAACCCGCCAAAGUUCAGCAAAGUAGAGGACAUGGCCGAACUCACCUGCCUGAACGAAGCCUCCGUGCUUCACAACCUCAAAGACCGCUACUACUCCGGCCUCAUCUAUACAUACUCCGGUCUCUUCUGUGUGGUCAUAAAUCCCUACAAAAACCUGCCCAUCUACUCGGAGAACAUCAUUGAGAUGUACAGGGGCAAGAAGAGGCACGAAAUGCCCCCUCACAUCUAUGCCAUCUCAGAGUCUGCGUACAGGUGCAUGCUGCAAGAUCGAGAGGACCAAUCCAUUCUUUGCACAGGUGAGUCAGGAGCUGGCAAGACGGAAAACACAAAAAAGGUCAUCCAGUACCUGGCGCAUGUUGCCUCCUCCCACAAAGGAAAAAAAGACCACAACAUUCCUCCAGAAUCACCCAAACCAGUGAAACAACAGGCGCAAAAUGCAGUUAGUGGACCCCUGUUUUAUGGUGAAUUGGAACGUCAACUUUUACAAGCCAACCCCAUCCUUGAAUCUUUCGGGAAUGCUAAGACAGUGAAAAAUGACAACUCGUCACGUUUUGGAAAAUUCAUCCGGAUCAACUUUGAUGUCACCGGAUACAUUGUUGGAGCCAACAUUGAAACCUACUUACUGGAGAAAUCCAGAGCUAUUCGUCAAGCCAAAGAUGAGCGCACCUUCCACAUAUUCUACCAGCUGCUGGCUGGAGCGGGAGAGCACCUCAAAUCCGACCUGCUUCUGGAAGGAUUCGACCACUACCGUUUCCUGUCGAACGGUAACAUCCCAAUCCCGGGUCAGCAGGACAAAGACAACUUCCAGGAGACCAUGGAGGCCAUGCACAUCAUGAGCUUCGGCCAUGAGGAGAUUCUGGCUAUGUUGAAGGUGGUGUCCUCAGUGCUUCAAUUUGGUAACAUUAACUUUAAGAAAGAGAGGAACUCUGACCAAGCCUCUAUGCCUGAUAAUACUGCCGCUCAGAAGCUGUGUCAUCUGCUGGGUAUGAAUGUUAUGGAGUUUACCAGAGCCAUCCUGUCCCCGAGGAUCAAAGUGGGAAGAGACUACGUCCAGAAAGCGCAGACUAAAGAGCAGGCUGACUUUGCGGUCGAGGCUUUGGCUAAAGCGACAUACGAGCGUCUGUUCCGCUGGCUGGUCCAUCGCAUUAACAAAGCUCUGGACAGAACCAAACGACAGGGUGCCUCCUUCAUUGGCAUCCUGGACAUCGCAGGUUUUGAGAUCUUCCAGUUGAACUCAUUUGAGCAGAUGUGUAUCAACUACACCAAUGAGAAGCUGCAGCAGCUCUUCAACCACACCAUGUUCAUCCUGGAGCAGGAGGAGUACCAGAGGGAGGGCAUCGAGUGGAGCUUCAUCGACUUCGGCCUCGACCUGCAGCCCUGCAUCGACCUCAUUGAGAGGCCGGCAAACCCUCCCGGAGUGUUGGCUCUGCUGGAUGAAGAGUGCUGGUUCCCCAAGGCCACAGACAAGACCUUUGUAGACAAGCUGAUCCAGGAGCAGGGCACACACAGCAAGUUCCAGAGGCCCCGCCAGCUCAAAGACAAGGCCGACUUCUGCAUUAUCCACUACGCUGGCAAAGUGGACUAUAAAGCCGAUGAGUGGCUAAUGAAGAACAUGGACCCUCUGAAUGACAAUGUGGCCACUCUUCUGCAUCAGUCGACCGACAAGUUUAUAGCUGAACUUUGGAAAGACGAGAUUCAGACCAUUCAAAGGGCUUCAUUCUAUGACACUAGUCUGGAUGACCCGGCAGUCGACCGUAUCGUGGGCCUGGACCAGGUGGCAGGGAUGAACGAGACGGCCUUUGGCGCCACCUACAAAACGAAAAAGGGCAUGUUUCGUACGGUGGGACAGCUCUACAAGGAGUCACUCAGCAAGCUCAUGGCCACACUGAGGAACACCAACCCCAACUUUGUUCGCUGCAUCAUCCCCAACCACGAAAAAAGAGCUGGUAAACUGGAGCCUCACCUGGUUCUGGACCAGCUGAGGUGUAAUGGAGUCCUAGAGGGGAUUCGCAUCUGCAGACAGGGCUUCCCCAACCGUAUCGUCUUCCAGGAGUUCAGACAAAGAUAUGAGAUCCUGACACCUAACGCUAUCCCCAAGGGAUUCAUGGAUGGAAAACAAGCCUGUGAGAGAAUGAUCCGAGCCCUGGAGCUGGACCCCAACCUGUUCCGUAUCGGUCAGAGUAAGAUCUUCUUCAGAACUGGUGUUCUGGCUCACCUGGAGGAGGAGCGCGAUCUGAAGAUCACUGACAUCAUCAUCUACUUCCAGUCCGUUUGCCGUGGAUACUUGGCACGCAAGGCCUUCGCUAAGAAGCAGCAGCAGCUGAGCGCCCUGAAGGUCCUCCAGAGGAACUGUGCUGCUUAUUUGAAGCUGCGACACUGGCAGUGGUGGAGGCUUUUCACCAAGGUGAAGCCUCUGCUGCAGGUCACCAGGCAGGAGGAGGAGCUGCAAGCCAAAGAUGAGGAGCUGGUAAAGGUGAAGGAGAGACAGCUCAAGGUGGAGAAUGAGCUUGUGGAGAUGGAGAGGAAACACCAACAGCUCGUAGAGGAGAAGAAUAUUCUAGCAGAGCAACUCCAUGCAGAGACGGAGCUCUUUGCCGAGGCCGAAGAGAUGAGAGUCCGUCUGCUUUCUAGAAAGCAAGAGCUGGAGGAGAUUCUUCAUGACCUGGAGUCCAGGGUGGAGGAGGAGGAGGAGAGGAACCAGAGCCUGCAGAAUGAGAAGAAGAAGAUGCAGUCACACAUUCAGGACCUGGAGGAGCAGCUUGAUGAGGAGGAAGCUGCAAGACAGAAGCUGCAGCUGGACAAAGUGACAGCCGAGGCGAAGAUCAAGAAAAUGGAGGAGGACAUUCUCCUGCUGGAGGACCACAACUCCAAGUUCAUCAAGGAGAAAAAGCUGCUGGAGGACAGGAUCGGCGAAAUGACCUCUCAACUGACGGAGGAGGAGGACAAAGCAAAAAACCUCGGCAAGGUUAAGAACAAGCAGGAGAUGGUGAUGGUUGACCUGGAGGAGCGUCUAAAGGAGGAGGAGAAAACACGUCAAGAGCUGGAGAAGGCCAAACGCAAACUGGAUGCUGAGACCACUGACCUGCAGGACCAGAUUGUUGAGCUUCAGGCCCAGAUAGAGGAGCUGAAGGUCCAACUGAGCAAGAAGGAGGAGGAGCUGCAGGCUGCUCUGGCCAGGAGUGAUGAGGAGACAGUCCAGAAGAACAACGCCUUGAAGCAGGUUCGGGAGCUGCAGGCCCACCUUGCUGAGCUUCAGGAGGACCUGGAGGCAGAGAAGAUGUGUCGAAGUAAAGCUGAAAAACUUAAGAGGGACCUGAGUGAGGAGCUUGAGGCCCUGAAGACGGAGCUGGAAGACACGCUGGAUACCACCGCUGCCCAGCAGGAGCUCCGGUCCAAGCGAGAGCAAGAGGUGGCAGAGCUGAAAAAGGCCAUAGAUGAGGAGACCAAAAACCACGAGGCUCAGAUCCAGGAAGUGAGACAGAGGCACGCCACAGCGCUGGAAGAAGUGUCUGAACAGCUGGAGCAGGCCAAGCGGUUCAAGGCCAACCUGGAGAAGAACAAGCAGUGUCUGGAGAGUGACAACAAAGAGCUGGCCUGUGAUGUGAAGAGUCUGCAACAGGCAAAGACGGAGUCCGAACACAAGAAGAAGAAACUGGAGACUCAGCUGCAGGAGUUUAUGUCCAGGGCCACCGAGGUAGAGAAGGCCAAGGGAGAGCUGGCCGAACGCUCGCACAAACUCCAGACGGAGCUGGACAGUGCAUACACUUUGCUGGAGGAGGCAGAGAAGAAGGGCGUCAAACUGGCCAAGGAAGCCGACAAACUGAACAGCAAACUGCAAGACUCAGAGGAGUUGCGGCAGGAGGAGACUCGUCACAAGCUGAACCUGAGCGGCCAGAUCCGCCAGCUGGAGGUGGAAAAGAACACCUUGCUGGAGCAGCAAGAGGAGGACGAGGAGGCACGACGCAACCUGGAGAAACAGCUGCAGAUGUUGCACUCCCAGCUGUUUGAGACGAAGAAGAAGCUAGAGGACGACGUGGGGUCGAUGGAGGGCCUGGAGGAGGUGAAGAGAAAGCUCCAGAAGGACGUGGAGCUGACCAGCCAGCAUCUGGAGGAGAAGACCAUGGCCAUGGACAAGAUGGAGAAGACCAAGAACCGACUGCAGCAGGAGCUGGACGACCUGAUGGUGGACUUGGACCACCAGAGACAGAUCGUCUCAAGCCUUGAGAAAAAACAAAAGAAGUUCGAUCAGCUGCUUGCUGAAGAGAAGACCAUCUCCGCUCGUUACGCUGAGGAGCGAGACCGUGCGGAGGCUGAGGCCAGAGAGAAGGAUACCAAGGCUCUGUCUAUGGCCAGAGCUCUGGAGGAGGCCUUGGAGGCCAAAGAGGAACUGGAGAGGUUCAACAAGCAGCUCCGUGCUGAAAUGGAGGACUUGAUGAGCUCCAAGGAUGACGUGGGGAAGAAUGUCCAUGAACUGGAAAAGUCCAAGCGAACUCUGGAGCAACAGGUGGAGGAGAUGAGAACUCAGCUGGAGGAGCUGGAAGACGAGCUGCAGGCCACAGAGGACGCCAAACUGCGUCUGGAGGUCAACAUGCAGGCCAUGAAGGCCCAGUUUGACCGAGACCUGCAGGCCAGAGACGAGCAGGGAGAGGAGAAGAAGAGGUCGCUUGUCAAACAGGUGCGUGAGAUGGAGGCAGAGCUGGAGGACGAGAGGAAGCAGAGAACUCUGGCUGUUGCCUCCAAGAAGAAGCUGGAGAUGGACCUGAACGAGCUGGAAGGACAGAUUGAAGCCGCUCACAAAGGCAGAGACGAGGCUGUUAAACAACUGAAAAAGCUACAGGCUCAGAUGAAGGACUAUCAGAGGGAGCUGGAGGAGGCCAGAGCCUCCAGGGAUGAGAUCUUCACCCAGUCCAAGGAGAACGAGAAGAAACUCAAGGGCCUCGAAGCUGAAAUCCUACAGCUACAGGAGGACCACGCAGCGUCCGAGAGGGCCCGUCGACAUGCUGAGCAGGAGAGGGAUGAGCUGGCUGAUGAGAUCGCCAACAGCGCUUCUGGAAAGUCGGCGCUGCUGGACGAGAAGAGAAGGCUGGAAGCUCGUAUCGCCCAGCUGGAGGAGGAGCUUGAGGAGGAGCAGGGGAACAUGGAGCUGCUCAACGACCGUUUCAGAAAGACCAACAUCCAGGUCGACAACCUGAACACCGAGUUGGCCGGAGAACGCAGCACUGCACAGAAGAGUGAGAACGCUCGGCAACAGAUGGAGCGGCAGAACAAGGACUUGAAAUCCAAGCUAGCAGAGCUGGAGGGGACCGUCAAGUCAAAGUUUAAGGCAUCCAUCACUGCCCUGGAAGCCAAGAUCCUGCAGCUGGAGGAGCAGCUGGAGCAGGAAGCAAAGGAGAGAGCAGCAGCCAACAAGAUCGUCCGUCGCACGGAGAAGAAGCUGAAGGAGGUGAUGAUGCAGGUGGAGGAUGAGCGUCGUCACGCUGACCAGUACAAGGAGCAGAUGGAGAAAGCCAACUCCCGCAUGAAGCAGCUGAAGCGUCAGCUGGAGGAGGCGGAGGAGGAGGCCACCAGGGCCAACGCUACCCGCAGGAAGCUGCAGAGGGAGCUGGACGACGCCACCGAGGCCAGCGAGGGUCUCACCCGAGAGGUCAACUCCCUCAAGAACCGCCUCAGGCGUGGCGGCCCGGUCAGCAGCUUCUCCUCCGGCCGUUCGGGGCGCCGCAACCUCAAUCUGGACGGUGCCUCCGUCGACAUGUCGGACGAUGAUGCCGACAGCCGUGCUGGCGACUUCAACGAGACGCAAACCACCAACGCCGAGUAAACACUGCGUCCCUUUCCUUCCUCGUCUUCUCCCUCCCUCCUCACCCCCCACCUCACCCACCUGUCCUUGGCAUCUCCAUUCAUUUCAAACCGCUGACUGGACAGACGAUUGGAGCGAUGUUUUUGCUAACGCUGGGCGGAGUGUGCCUGGCAGCCCUUUUUGUAUCAGUUAACACUGCAGGGAAAAUCCAUCGCCCUCCCUUGAAGUCAAGCCUCCAGCCCUGGAGAGUCACAGGGGCAAACAGACAAUUCUGCCUUACUCUGUCCUCAUCCGGCACGCUGCUACCCGGGCUCGUCUCUCGGCCAAGCAUCAUCUCAGCGUCAUGAGGUAAUACUCUCCCUCCCGUCAGCCGUCAACUUAUCUGCUCAGCUUAUUGAGAAAGUAUACAUAGGUGCAAAGUGCUUUUUAUACAUAUGAAACUGUAGGUGGAGGCUGUUAAGUGUACACACACACAUCAAGUAUGUAACGUAUGUGAACGCACCCCAUGCUGGAAUUGCAGCACUACAAGGUAUUACACGUUGGUGUUUAUUAGUGUUCUGCUCACUAGUUGUGUAAAAGCCAUCUCGUACCCGACACACUCCCUCCUUCCAAAACAAAAGGUCACUGUGGCCUUCGGACCACCACGCCAGCUGCUUGUGUUGCAUAAGUCUCCCUCCGAUGUCCGGACUGUUUACUUCUACACAGGAAUGACGAACAUCUCGGGACAUGCAAUUGAAGAACACGGACUCUGGAUUUGAAGUGUAUUACUGUGAAAAAAAAAAGGGUAUUUUUAUUUUCUGUGUUGCUUCAUCUCAACAUUUAAUGAAAGAAUGUCUCGCUGGGUUUUAACUAGAAAUCUCAGCUCACGAGGUUAACGGGUGUAUCGUUGACCAUUUCUCCUCUACUGUGGGUCGGCCUGAGCUGCGAAUGAUGCACAGAACUGCACAGGAAGACGUUUGAAUCUUAAACUGGAAACCAACAGGGAGAAAAGGCUCUUACUGGAAGCGCUGAACUGGCACAAAUGGUUACGAGUUUGACAGAUUGAACAGAGUCGUCUUAUUGCUACAUUUCAGUGUUUCUGCCAUGUUUGUUUUAUCACAUUUAAAACAGAGCUAAAGAAAAAAAUAUGACUACCUGCCAAACUAUGGAAACAAGUCAUUUAACAACUCCUACCGCUGUUCUGAAGGCAUUAUCCAAAUCCUCCUGAGUAUUUGGAUUAAAAAAAAUUCAGUUUGUUUCGCAAUAAAACAAGAUUUUUAACUUAAUUUUUAGCCAAAGGGCUCAGAAAUACAAGAAAUGUAACAGCUACAGUUCCAUGACAUCUGGUUUCUAACCUGUUUCCCAAGUUACAACAGUAUUUCCUAAUGUUAGGUCACAUAUGAGAAAAUAUAUAUUGUGAUUUAUUUUUGAUUUGUUCACAUUCCCUUGUUUUAUAUUUUCUUAAAACAAGCAUUUCAUGAAACUGAAACUUCAUUUCUGGCUACUUGGAUAGAAACGUUAACAUGAUGGUGAACAAACUAGUGCCGUUUUGGGAUUUGAAGCCCGACUCUUCAGACCUGAUUAAGCACUUAGUAUACCUUUGCAUUUUAGCCCAGGUUCCUUUUAAUGUUUUUUGUGAAGUGAUGUAAGGCUCUGCUUGAACUACAGCAGCCACCUCAACAGUUGCCAGGGAGCUCAUAAUCCAUCCAUCAACCGUUAUUUAGUCUUUCCCUGUAUCAUGGACCUGCAGAUUAGGGUGGUCGUCUGCAGCGGACUUCUUUGCCCUUCUAACUGUUAACAGUAUGUUUCUUUAAAAGAGCCUUAGACACUAAAUAAGAACAUGAGCGGGCAAUGAUUUAACUACCGAUGUGAAAAAAGAGAUGAAACCGGUACACCAAGCAGAGAGAUUCACUUUCUCAACUCUUGUUUUGUUCUGUGCUGCAUAUCAUAUCGGCCGUGUAACUCCAUGUUCAUAAUAACGUCCUAGCUUGAGUGUCUGUGUCAAAAUCAGUAUUACAGUAUCGUUAACACGAGAAGUGGAGCCCUCUGCGGCGGAGCUUCCCAAAGUUAGUUUUGUACUAAGAUCUCCCGUGUAACCAAGGCUUAGUACUCGAGCUAUUUUGGGAAACUUUGGUCGGCACAGGAUUCCAUUUGGUUGAGAGCUUUAACAUCCACAAGUAGUUAACUCAAUUUUUAUUUUAUUAUAAUUACACAGCUGGCUGUUGACAACCAGGCAUUCAACUGCAAAUACUCCCAUCAUAUUAUUUCUUGUAUUCCUGUAUUUCUAGACAUUAUGUUUUUGUUUGUUUUUGUAAGGAAAAUAAAGCAUUUUCACUGUA